Molecule: messenger RNA, 1791 nt
Organism: Sclerotinia borealis F-4128
Lineage: Eukaryota; Fungi; Ascomycota; Leotiomycetes; Helotiales; Sclerotiniaceae
Source: the annotation of a GenBank genome assembly
AUGUCUAUCCGAAGAACCCUCAACACAUCAUCGAGCCUCGCAGUUUCCGAGAAGGUUUUUGACGGUGACUCGACACCUAACCUCACUGAUAGUGAGGAUGAUUAUUUGAGCGAUGGCACAAUUGAUCGAGAAUUGAUGGCCAAAGAUCUUCCCAAAGUAACAAAGUUUGAUUUCGUGCUCCUCGACGUUUUCACUCGAACUCCCGGAAAGGGUCGCCGGAUUGCAAUAAUUGUUCUCGAUGGGGAGACAGGACAAUUCCUUUUACCUUUCGAGAGGAAAAUGUUAGUCACACAAUACGAUUGCCCGGCCAUGGUUCUAUAUUCAAGGAGCGAUGGAAAGUCUCAGUUCUAUAUCGAGCAUCAAUGCAAAAACGAUAUGAAAACUGAUUGGGAGCCGUUCGAGACAUCGCAUGGCGUGCUUGCGCUGAAUUACCUUCUCGACUUGACAGAUGCACAGUUCAAUGAUCGAAAAGAAGGGCAAUUUAUUAGGACAUUCCUAGAUGGUGCUGAAGACUUUGCAGGUAUAAAUUAUCAUAAACAGCAUUAUGUUCACUUGGAAGAACGAUCAGAAGAUGAUUGGUUUGAAAUCAUGCCGUUUCGUGCCGGAUGCGAUACGGCGCUAGAGGAUAGAACUAUGCAAUAUAGGACCGUGAACCUUCCGCCAACGAUUAUAGAUAAAGCUGGCUUCGCAGGCGAGAUAAUCAAAGAUAUUUCAAAGGCACCGGUUUUCGUUCAUCAAUUUGGUGCCAUUGGGUUCACUUUCGUCAAUCUGUAUACAACCUACAAUUUCAACCACAUUACAACUGGAAUUCCAGACUUUUUGGUGAAGGAAAUUCUAGCCAAGUCAUCAUCACGCCAUGAGGAUGCUUUUAUUGGAAAUAAUGCCGGUACGGUGUUCUUUCAUAUCUCACCGAGGUUGUGUGUCGAAACAUGCCAAAAUAAACAUAACUUUGAGGUAUAUGAUCUUUACCAAAUAUAUGCCAAAAUCGUUGCGCCUUUCCCCGACAGCCCGGCUACUGGAAGUGCGGCAACUACACUAGCAGCCUACCUUGCGUUGUAUCUAUCUGAUUAUGAUAUCCGAUAUCGCGAAAGUCAUGAAAGGGAGUUGGAUAUUGGCGAUCACAGAAUAACGAGAUUCAUGAUGCACCUGGAUACCGCCAACACUAGUAAAAAUCAAGGAAGCCGGGUUGAAAUUGUGGUGGAGACAGAGGUUGACAGCCUCUUGAGAACCAAGAUUUCUGAACUUAGGUUCGGAGCUCCAAUUGCACUGGUGCAACAAAAGUCAAUGGAGACCGUGCGUGAGUGUCUGAACGUGAAAUCCAACAUAUGGCAUGCCGCAAUCAGACCGCUCGAAGCCAAUAACGAAGCUAGCGACGAAGGUAGUGAUCAAACCAAAGAUAAGAGAAAAGAUGAGGAACCCGCAAGCAGAGGAGAAGCCAUAGCUGUAGAAGAAAAGUUCCCAAGUCUUGACGAUGUCAAAGUCGAGGAUAUUUCUAAAGGAAAAAUGGAAGACGAAAGGUCUGCAAGCGAAGGAAAAGCCAUGGUUGUAGAGGAAAAGUUCCCAAGUCUUGACGAUGUCAAAAUUGAAGUCGAGGAUAUUGCUAAAGAGAAAAGGGAAAACGAGAGAUCUGCAAGCAUAAAUGAUGCCAUGGCGGAGAAAGGAAAGUCUCCAAGUCUUGACGAUGCCAUCACGGGAGUGCUCAGUGGGGAAGGUCUGGGGUGCCUGCUACCAUUAAGCAAGAAGGAAAGAAAGUACCUGGCUCGUUUAUUUAAGGAAGGCUUGGAACCUUGA